UGUUUUUGGGCAGAAUAUUCAGCAGAUAUGUUGGUAGCUUGGUAAUUCCGGGUGGCAAUUUUUGUCAAGAACGCUUUACUAUUGUAUUCGUGUUUUUUCCUCCAGUGCACAUGUGAAACUUGCAGAUGUAUUAAGCGGUGUUGUGUUUAGUCGAUGGACACAAACAAAUCCCCCAUGCCUUCUUAGAACGCUGCGAUUUAAUUUUGCGGUUCGGAAACAACCAUGAAAUUGGAGUUCACGGUUGUCAGCUAAAGUAUGGCCCAGUUUUCACUUCCUCCAACGCCGUCCAUCAACCUCUUCGUGAAUCAUUAGUUUCAGUCCAUUUUGACGUGACACCAUUUCAUUUUAUUUAUUGAAACGCACGUUUGCCAGCGUCAACUAGGAAGGAGUGAGCAAAGGACGAAGGCCAGCUUUAGCACAAUUGAAGCAGGCUUUCUGGAAUUCAGACAGAGUUUUCAAUAAGUGCCGAAUUUUAAUGUCACAAUCAUGUCGUCGAAGUCUGUAAAGGCUGUCCGGAAGCUCGAACGACCUCGACCGUUACGGCUUGGGUCAGAGCAAGACAAAGCUCCUAUCGCACUGUUGAGUCCCGCAGAUGGUGUGCUACACCUGAAUGACUCGUCAGAUGAGCAGGUUCUAGGCGAGCUGGAAAACUUGCACGUAUCUGUAAAUAAUGGAAACUACAACAGUGCACUGCUGUCACAAAUUGCGCUGGUGUGCAAUUUACUGAAGGCCAAAGGUUCUGGAAUUGAGAACAGCUUUCCAGACCAACUAGAUUGCUACUUUGUGACCCUGCGCAACGCCUGUCGCGAUGAGCGCUUACCACCUCAGGGACGCCUCAGGCUUCUUGAAGUUAUUGAGCUUCGCUCCAUGGGCUGGAAAACCAAUGAAAAUCUUAAUGACUACUACAGAAGAAAGAUUCAAGAAAUGGAGAACUAUGAAUACAAUCCAUUAUGCAACUCAUCGUCAGUACACCAGAUGCCUGUAGUACCAUCUGCCUCUCCGCCACUAUCCUUGCAACCCACCGAGGUUAUAAAAAGCUCUGGAAAAUUUGGAAAGCCUGCAAAGAUUCCUGGACGAAAUUUCCUAAAGGAUGAAGUGGUUAUCAGAAAUGCAGAUUCUGGAAAAGUGAUGGGCAUCAAGGGUCGACGUGUUCACAUGAUAGAAGAGCUGAGUGACACCGUCAUCUCCUUCCAGCGAGUCAAUCCCGGUGCCCAAAACCGAGCAGUUCAGAUCACUGGGCCAAGUGAAGAAAAUAUCUCACAUGCCAAAGUACUUAUUGAAGACACAAUCAGGAGGAAUGCCUCACCAGUUCGGGAUGUCAUGGAAGAGCCCAUGUCCGGCUACAGCAGUGCAGCUAAGGAAUCGUCAUUGAGUCAGAAGAGGUCCCUAGUGCACAGCUACAGUACGGGUGAUGCUACAUCCCUUGGUGAAUAUACGGCCACCAUCCUUCUGGGCAAAGAUCUGCUCAAGCUCAGCAGUCCCAAAGAGGCCCUCAUAAGGACUGCUCAGGUCGUUUUGGAAAGGCACUUUGCUGACAAGGAGUCUCUGUCUUUGCUGAUGAGGACACCGUAUGGCCAACUCGAGGAGAAAACUCUCAGCAGUCGUGGUGAUCUCAGCCGAGAACUUCCAUCAUGGCAAGGACUGAAUAAUCAAGCCAUGCAGCAGUGGAAUGGACCUCUCAGCAGUCCUACUAGUUCUUCUAGCGAUGAUGAAACCUUUCGUGAUGAGCAUGAUGGCUUCAGUUCGGGACGUAGAAAUAUGGCUGCAGCUCCUAAGCCACUGAUGAAGUCAAACAGCAUUGCCAAGAACCUUCCAGUCCAACUUGGCUCGUCAAAUGGCCCAUACUCUCUUGGAUCACAGCAGAUUGCAGGGAAAGUGCUGGAAACUUCGAGCAGACCGGCUGAUGUGCCAGUUAAGAAUCAGCUGCCAAAACAAGUGAGUAGCAUCCCUGCAGCACAGCCCUGUACUGAGGUCCCAGAGAAACUGCCCCAGGGUAAUUCUAAGCUUAGGAGCUACUCGAGAGACUUUCUCCUGGCCUGUGCACGGUCGCGCCUCUCAAAUCUGUUGCCUCCUGACUUUCCUACCCUGGAUCCAGAGGUGGCAAAUAUAAUCGUUCGAAAGAAUCCCACCAUGUUUGAUCCAGAUGGAUUUAAACAGCGGAUGAUGCGGCAGGGAUCAGUGUCGGAGUUUGUGUCCGCAGUGUCUCCAAGUUCCUUGACCCCACCCCAAUCUGAGCUGUCAGAAGCUGAUGAGAACAACACGGCGUGAUAGUCAAGAAAGAAGAAAAUGUUGUUCCUCUGUUGUUUUUUUAUGUUGCCUUUUUGGGGAUGUUUCUUUUGGCAAAUAUGUAAACCUGGUGUGCGUUUUGUGAUAUUGACUCAGUGUUUUUGACUGUUUUGUUUUGUGUUGUCUUCAUAUUUUUAUGAGGCAGCUAGCUUAAUGAAGCUUGUACUGCAAGAAGUGCAUGCUUCGAUGGUGCAGUUCCUGAGUGUACGCAAUCUCAUGCAGAGCUAUAAAACAAUUUACCGAGAAGACUACCAAAGCCUUGUAAAUUCAACCAUUUACAAUACUCUUUUUAGUUUGUGUGUCGAGACAUACUGUGGAACAUGUCUGGUCUGGUAUGUGCAAUUUUAAGUAGGUUUAAGACUUAUCCAAGGUACAAAUAAACUGGCCUAACUGACGCAGUGCAAUAGAGACAUAUGUGUCACACCAAUUAAUAUGCACGCAAUAAUACUUUUAUAUUCAGUUUCUUUCUGGAGGUAUAAUCGUGAAUGUUAUGAGUCAGCAAAAGUCUCCACAUGCUGAAGUCACAUAGUAAGCUUACUUUAGAAACAAAAUCCUUUUUUACACUUGUGUGUUUGGAACUUUGUACUGUAGAGACUAGUAGGUAUGUGGUGCUUACUGAAAAUUAGCAUAACACACAGGGUCAGGGAAAAUUUCUAAUUGAGCUGAAUGGCAUUUAUGUAUGAGAUGUUUCACAGCAUCGUGGAUUGAAAAUGUAACUACAAAAUGGUAAAUUUCACAUCCAUGUGUAGAAUUUUGUAGAGGUGCAUAUAAACAUUGAAGACAUACAGGAUUUUACUAUUUGCUACUUAGUUUGACGACUUGAAAUGCCAAAUAAAGUAUGCUACAAUAACAA
Ornithodoros turicata is the source of this 3139-nucleotide messenger RNA. RefSeq names its product eukaryotic translation initiation factor 4E-binding protein Mextli-like (gene mxt). Bases 487 to 2268 code for a protein of 593 amino acids. Gene Ontology annotation, cellular component: cytoplasm; RNA cap binding complex. Gene Ontology annotation, biological process: regulation of formation of translation initiation ternary complex; positive regulation of translation. The record is from RefSeq and is a predicted model, not a curated record. NCBI's taxonomy places the organism in Eukaryota, Metazoa, Arthropoda, Arachnida, Ixodida, Argasidae. The transcript is spliced from 17 exons. Gene Ontology annotation, molecular function: RNA binding; eukaryotic initiation factor 4E binding; translation initiation factor activity.